AACGGUGCCGGGCUGCCGCGGGGCGGGCGGACCCCACCUGAGCCCUGCUGCUCCACCGCUCCUGGGCGGGAGCCGAGCCCAGCCCGGUCCUGCCGCCCUACGGCUCGGGGCGGAGAGCGGGCGGCGCGAGGAGGCGGCCGCGCUGCCGCUAAGCUGCUUAGGGCCGGGCUGGCUGGCAUGAGCCUCCCCGGCGGGGCGGCUGCGGGCUGCGCGCUGCGCGGCGGCUGAGGGUGCGGAGCCCUCCGUCGUGAGGAGGGGAGGAGGCGGAGGGGACGUUCCGCUCCUCGGGGGGGAGGAAAAUGGGGAACUGCCUCAAGUCCCCCACCUCGGAUGACAUCUCGCUGCUCCACGAGUCCCAGUCGGACCGGGCCAGCUACGGGGACGGGGCCGAGCCGGAUCAGGAGCCGCCGCCGCCAUAUCAGGAGCAAGUCCCUGUUCCUGUGUAUCACCCAACCCCCAGCCAGACCCGGCUGGCAACACAGCUGACAGAGGAAGAGCAAAUCCGAAUAGCGCAGAGGAUAGGCCUUAUCCAGCACCUACCGAAGGGAGUCUAUGAUCCUGGAAGAGAUGGCUCCGAGAAGAAGAUCAGAGAAUGUGUCAUUUGUAUGAUGGACUUUGUGUAUGGGGACCCUAUUCGAUUUCUGCCAUGCAUGCACAUCUACCACCUGGACUGUAUAGAUGACUGGUUGAUGAGAUCCUUUACCUGUCCAUCCUGCAUGGAGCCAGUGGAUGCAGCACUGCUUUCAUCAUACGAGACUAACUGAGCCAGGGUUUCUCCGUGAACCUCCAAGGAGACCAUCCACUUCAAUGGGUUUGAUCCUUUUGUCAUUCAGCCCAAAGAGCCAGAAAUUAGGAAUUAAGGUCAUGCACAAAAUAUACAUUUCCUAAUGAAUAAAAAAUACUCCUGAAUGGCUGCAAAUAUUGGGAAAAAAAAGCAUAGUAUUUUAGAGAAUAUAGAAAAAGUAGGUUGUUAUUUUUAAUGUAAAGCCUUGACCCACCAUUGUCUUUAAUGUUUGUUCUUACACCCAUAUAUAGGAAUUGUAAAGUGUUACAGCAACUGUAAAUGUUUAAACUGCGUGUAUCCAAUUUUAUUAGCAGUAAGAUAAGAGUAUUUUUUUUUUCCUAAAUAAAGUAACUUUUUUUUUUUCUGAUUCUUUUCACGAGUCCUGGCAUUUGGGUCAAGGCUUUAUUAAAAUCUACAUUUUAUAACACUGGCACAAAGAAAUAGUUUUAAGCUUGUUUGCACAGUUCUUUUUUUUUUCUUUUUUUUUUUUCUCCCUCCAUUGGAGAUGGAAUUCAUUGCCUUAGGUCUUUUUAAUAGUGUAUUGUUAUUGUUGGGCUGGCUCUAUGCUUGAAAACCAGUUUAUUUAUAACCUGUUACAAGUGCUAUAUUUUGUUUGCAGUUAGGAAUAUGCAGACUUCGAAGUGAUCUCCUAGCUUGUAAGCAAACUGAGAUGCAUUACCCCUUUUCUGCAAGUGAUGUUGAAUAUGAAGAUGCAGAACAGGUCCUGCAACUGAAAUUAUGGUGUCAUGGAUUUUAGAACUCAUUUCGGUUUGGACAAAACAAAUCCUUACAUUUGGAUGUCUACCUGAACUUGAUCAAGAUAAAAGUGGACCAGGAGGAUGAUAAACAGUGAAGCUACCACAAUUGGAAAAAAAAAAUUAGAAUAUAGUGUUAGAAGCAAUCACUUAUUCUUCCUUUUUUCUCCCUAAAAAAUGGUUGUCUUGAAUUGCAGCAAAUGGAUACUGCAUCUCUUGUUCUUGUAGUUCUUAGGUUUCAGAAGUUAAGAAUAAACAUACUGUAUCUCAGU
Molecule: messenger RNA, 1811 nt
Organism: Lagopus muta (rock ptarmigan)
Lineage: Eukaryota; Metazoa; Chordata; Aves; Galliformes; Phasianidae
Gene: RNF11
Product: ring finger protein 11
Exons: 3
Coding region: 300-764 (154 amino acids)
Source: RefSeq, a predicted model, not a curated record